Megalobrama amblycephala (Wuchang bream) is the source of this 4790-nucleotide messenger RNA. Its product is annotated as trichohyalin-like. The coding region runs from base 1 to 4773 and encodes 1590 amino acids. Gene Ontology annotation, molecular function: GTP binding. NCBI's taxonomy places the organism in Eukaryota, Metazoa, Chordata, Actinopteri, Cypriniformes, Xenocyprididae. The transcript is spliced from 2 exons. The record is from RefSeq and is a predicted model, not a curated record.
AUGGUCAUCCCCAAAGGCAGGAACACACCAAGCCGGCAGUCGGCCAUCAGGCAGUUUUUCUCCGUCAGCCGACAAAGUUUUCUCAGUUCAACAGAGAGUGAAGAGGAUCUGAGGAUUGUGCUGCUGGGAAAAACUGGAGUUGGGAAGAGUGCAACUGGAAACACAAUCUUAGGAAGAGAUGCAUUUACAGCAGAAACAUCUCAAGAGUCAGUGACUAAAGAGAGUCGGAGAGAAUCAUCUGAAAUCAACGGCCGACACGUUACUGUGAUCGACACUCCAGGACUGUUUGAUACUGAACUGAGUAAUGAGGAGAUCCAGAGAGAAAUCAGACACUGCAUCUCCAUGAUCCUGCCUGGACCACAUGUGUUCAUCAUUGUGCUCAAUUUAGGACAACGAUUCACUCAAGAAGAAGCAACAUCAGUGAAGAUCAUCCAAGAGACGUUUGGUGAGAAAUCCUUAAUGUUCACCAUGGUGCUCUUCACGAGAGGAGAUGAUCUGAAGAACAAAACUAUUGAUCAGUAUUUGGGAAAACCUGGAUCUCCUUUGAUGAAGCUGAUUAAAGCGUGUGGAAACAGAUACCAUGUGUUCAAUAAUAAUCAGACUGGAGACCGAACACAGGUGUCUGAUCUACUGGAGAAGAUAGAUAACAUGGUGGAAGAACAUGGAGGGAGUUUCUACUCAUGUAAGAUGUUCAGAGAGAUGGAGAGAGAAAAACAAGAACAACAGAUGAAGAUCCUGAUGGACAGAGUCAGAGAAAGAGAAGAACUGAUGAAGAAACUGGAAGAAGAGAAAGAGAGAAUGAGGAUGAUGAUGGAGGAAGAACGACAGAAUCAAGACAAAGAGAGAAAGAGAAGAGAAGAGGAACUGAAAAGAGAAAUAAGAGAACAAGAGAAACAUCAGAGAGAGAUACGAGACGAGAUGAGACGAGAACGAGAGACACUUAAACAUGAAAUAGAGGAAAUGAGACAAGAAAAAGAGAAACUACAGGUUAAAUAUGACACUGAUAUAGACAGACUGAUGAACAGAAUAGAGAAUGAGAGGAAGGGAAGAGAAGACAAAUUUAAUGAGAGAGAAAAACAAUAUAAAAUACUAAUGAAAGAGAAAGAAGAUCUUCAAUCCAAACAUGAAGAAGAAGAAUACAAGAUGAAGAUGAUGAUGGAGAAACUGAACAGAGAAAAAGAAGAACUGAUUAAUAAAUAUGAAAAAGAGAAAGAGAAAAUGAAGAUGAUGGAGGAAGAAAUAGUGAAUCGAGAUAAAGGAAUAAAGAGAAGAGAAGAAGAAUUCAAAGAGAGAGAAGAACAGUAUAAAAGAGAAAUGAAGGAACAAGAAGAGUGGAUGCGAAACGAAAUGAGACAAGAACAAGAGUUGUUUAAAAAUGAAAUAAACAAAACAAGGCAAGAACAAGAGAAUGUGAAAAAAGAAAAAGAAAAUCUAAAGACAGAAAUAGAAAUACUGAUGAGCAGAAUAGACAAUGAAAGAGAGAAUCACAACAAACAGAGAAAGAGAAGAGAAGAAGAGUUUUAUGAAAGAGAGGAAUGGUAUAAAGGAGAAAUUAAAGAAAAAGAGGAUACUGAGGAAAAAAUGCGUGAAGAAAUGAAGAGAGAACGAGAGGAAUGGGAGAAACAGAAACUAGAAGAAAAGAUGAGAAGAGAAGAAGAGGAUGAGAAAAGAAGAGAGAAAGAACAGAGAGAUUGUGAUGAAUUUAAUGAGAAACUGAAACAAGAGAGAGAAAGUAUGGAAAGAGAGAAAGAAGAACUUAAGUCUAAACAUGAAGCAGAAGAAAACAAGAUGAAGAUCCUGAUGGAGAAACUGAACAGAGAGAAAGAAGAACUGAUGAAGAAACAUGAAGAAGAGAAUGAGAGAAUGAAGAAGAUGAUGAAUGAAGAACAACAGAAUCGUGACAAAGAGAGAGAGAGAAGAGAAGAUGAACUCAAAAGAGAAAUUAUAGAACAAGAGAAACAUCAGAGGGAGAUACGAGAUGAGAUGAGGCGAGAACGAGAGACAUUCAAACAUGAAAUAGAGGAAAUGAGACUAGAAAAAGAGAAACUACAGGUUAAAUAUGAUACUGAUAUAGACAUGAUGCUAAACAGAAUAGAGAAUGAGAGGAAGAGAAGACAAGAUAAAUUUAAUGAGAGAGAAGAACAAUAUAAAAUAUUAAUGAAAGAGAAAGAAGAUCUUCAUUCCAAACAUGAAGCAGAAAAAAACAAGAUGAAGAUGAUGAUGAUGGUGGAGAAACUGAACAGAGAAAGAGAAGAACUGAUGAAGAAACAUGAAGAAGAGAAAGAGAGAAUGAAGAUGAUGAUGGAGAAACUGAACAGAGCAAGAGAAGAACUGAUGAAGAAACAUGAAGAAGAGAAAGAGAAAAUGAAAAUGAUGGAGGAAGAAAGAGUGAAUCGAGAUAAAGAAAUAAAGAGAAGAGAAGAAGAAUUUAGAGAGAUUGAAGAACAAUAUAAAAGAGACAAAAAGGAACAGGAAGAGCAGAUGCUAAACGAGAUGAGACGAGAACGAGAGCUGUUUAAAAAUGAAAUAAAUGAAACAAGGCAAGAAAAAGAGAAUGUGAAAAAAGAAAAAGAAAAUCUACAGACAGAAAUAGAAAUACUGAUGAGCAGAAUAGACAAUGAAAGAGAGAAUCAUAACAAAGAGAAAAAGAGAAGAGACAAAGAGUUUAAAAAAAGAGAAGAAUGGUAUAAAGGAGAAAUGAAAAAGAAAGAGGAGAGAGAGGAAAAUAUGUGCGAGGAGAUGAAUAGAGAACGAGAGGAAUGGGAGAAACAGAAACUAGAAGAAAAGAUGAGAAGAGAAGAAGAGGAUGAGAAAAGAAGAGAGAAAGAACAGAGAGAUUGUGUUGAAUUUAAUGAAAAACUGAAACAAGAUAGUGAAAGAAUGAAAAGAGAGAAAGAAGAACUUAAGUCUAAACUUGAAGCAGAAAAACAAAAGAUGAAGAUCAUGAUGGAGAAACUAAACAGAGAAAGAGAAGAACUGAUGAAGAAACAUGAAGAAGAGAAAGAGAGAAUGAAGAAGAUGAUGAAUGAAGAACAACAGAAUCAUGACAAAGAGAGAGAGAGAAGAGAAGAUGAACUCAAAAGAGAAAUUAUAGAACAAGAGAAACAUCAGAUAAAGAUACGAGACGAGAUGAGACAAGAACGAGAGACAUUCAAACAUGAAGUAGAGGAAAUGAGACAAGAAAAAGAAAAUUUAAAGAAAGAAAAUGAAAAACUUCAGAUCAAAUACGACACAGAAAUAGACAGACUGAUGAACAGAAUAGAGAAUGAAAGACAAAAUCAUGAAACAGAGAGAAAGAUAAGAGAAGAACUGUUUAAUGAGAGAGAAGAACGAUAUAAGAGAGAAAUAAAAGAGAAAGGAGAGAGAGAAGAAAAGAUGUGUGAGGAGAUGAAGAGAGAACGAGAGGAAUGGGAGAAACAGAAACUACUGGAAAAGACAAGAAAUAAAGAAGAGGAUGAGAAAAGAAGAGAGAAAGAACAGAGAGUUUGGGAUGAAUUUAAUGAUACACUAAAAGAAGAGAGAGAGAGAAUAGAAAGAGAGAAAGAAGAACUUCAGUCUAAACAUGAAGAAGAAGAAAACAAGAUGAAGAUCCUGAUGGAGAAACUGAACAGAGAGAAAGAAGAACUGAUGAAGAAACAUGAAGAAGAGAAAGAGAGAAUGAAGAUGAUGAUGGAGGAAGAACGACAGAAUCAUGACAAAGAGAGAAAGAGAAGAGAAGAAAACAUUAUAGCGAGAGAAGAAUAUAAAAGAGAAAUAAAGGAACAAGAGAAACAUCAGAGAGAGAUACGAGACGAGAUGAGACGAGAACGAGAGACAUUCAAACAUGAAAUAGAGGAAAUGAGACAAGAAAAAGAGAAUUUGAAGAAAGAAAAUGAAAAACUUCAGAUCAAAUAUGACAUUCAAAUAGACAGACUGAUGAACAGAAUAGAGAUUGAAAGACAGAAUCAUGACAAAGAGAGAAAGAGAAGAGAAGAAGAGUUUAAUGAGAGAGAAGAACAAUAUAAAAAAGAAAUAAAAGAGAAAGGAGAGAGAGAAGAAAAGAUGUGUGAGGAGAUGAAGAGAGAACGAGAGGAAUGGGAGAAACAGAAACUAGAGGAAAAGAUGGGAAGAGAAGAAGAGGAUGAGAAAAGAAGAGAGAAAGAACAGAGAAUUUGGGAUGAAUUUAAUGAUAGACUGAAAGAAGAGAGAGAGAGGAUGGAAAAAGAGAAAGAAGAUCUUCAAUCUAAACAUGAAGAAGAAAAAAACAAGAAGAAGAUCCUGAUGGAGAAACUGAACAGAGAAAGAGAAGAACUGAUGAAGAAACAAGAAGAAGAGAAAGAGAGAAUGAAGAUGAUGGAGGAAGAAAUACAGAAUCAUGAAAAAGAGAGAAAGAGACAAGAAGAUGAGAAAAGGAGAGAGAGUGAGAAACAGAUUAGUAAUGAACAUAUUCUGAUACCAAAGAGUGAAAUAGAGGGAAUAAUCAGAGAGAGAGAGAGAGUAGAAAGAGAGAGACAAGAACUACUAGAGGAUUUGGAGAAGAGACUGACAGAAGAAAGAAACAUGAGAGAAGAUCAACAAAAGACUUUUGAAAAGAAACUGCAAAUCAUUGAACAACAAUAUGAACAACUGAAGAGAAGACGAGUACAGUGGAGAGAGGAAUAUGAACAAGAGAAAGAGGAGAUGAUGAAGAUCUACUCUGAAACUGAUCAGUCACUACAGGUGAGACCUCAGAGAAACAUGGAACUGAUAUACAAACCUGAUUCCAAAAAAGUUGGGACACUGCACAAAUUGUGAAUAAAAAAGGAAUGCAA